Molecule: messenger RNA, 715 nt
Organism: Dentiscutata heterogama
Lineage: Eukaryota; Fungi; Glomeromycota; Glomeromycetes; Diversisporales; Gigasporaceae
Source: the annotation of a GenBank genome assembly
UCAGUUGGCACAUACCCAAACACCAAUCUUAAAGGCAGUGUUCAGAGGCAGAUCUCCGAAGAAUUGAAGAGAGUUAACAAUACACCAUCACUUGUAGCAGACAUUAAAACUUAUGAUGAUGGAUCAAUUCUCGUUCACAUUAUACGAAAUGAUUCGGCCCAAUUAACUGAUAAUUGUUUAAAAAUUCGAGGAAUAAAGAUCGAUCCCAAUUUAAAUUUACAUCCUGUAAACUAUUGUUUACUUAAUAGCGAUAAUACUGAAUACAAAAUUAAUAGACUUAACAAUAUAGUUACAUAUUUAAAAGAUAACAACACAAGUAUAUUGCGUAAUAUAAUAAAUCCUACUUCAAUAUAUCCUUUACAAAAACCUUUCAUUCUAGUAACUUAUGUGAAAACGACAAAUUCUUCUAAUCUUACAACUUAUGAAGAGUGGGCAGAUGUCAUCGAUUGGGAUGGAAAUAGUCGAAGUACAACGUUUUUGGGUGUUUGGAUUAACAGUACAAUUCAAUUAAAUAUAAAUAAGAAACUUGGAUUCCUUAGAUUUGCUUCUGACCAGACAUAUUGGAGUGAUGAUUCUGGAAAUUUAACACAGAUGAAAAAAACCGAUGAUAUCACUUAUUAUCGUUAUUCUGACUCUCCAAUCACAAUAAUAUCCACUGUUGAUAAUGGUUAUAUAGUGGUAGCAGUUUUUAACAAUAUACUAGAAAGUAACAACA